ACAACGCAAAGCUCGUCCGCGAGAACGACGAGCUCCGCCGCCAGCUCCAGCUCGCCUCCCGCCGCGCCUCCCUCGUCCCCAACGCCAUCGACCACCACUUCGACCUCGUCCGUCGCAGCUCCUUCCAGUCCACCGCCUCCAGCAACGAGAGCCACUCCGACCGCGACCUCAAGCGCCGCCGCAUGUCCACCAGCGUAGACGAGGUCUACAUGAGCCCCAGCCAGACCCCGAGUCCCCCAGCCACAGAGGCCCUCGCCCACCCCAGCCACUUCUCCCCGCCGCCGCUCUCCCAGUCCGCCUACCUCUCCUCGACCGCCCCCUCCGCCUACUCCAGCCCGGGGCUCAGCCUCCACGGGCCCUCGUUCGGCUACUCGCUCCCGUCCGUGCACGCCGUCUCCAGCGCGGCCUCCAGCCCCACCACGUACUCGUCGGCCCACCACGACCACCCGUCCGCGCACCAGCACCAGCAGCAACAUCAGCAGCAGCAGCAGCAACAUCAGCAGCAGCAACAGCAGCAGCAGCUUGGGGGUGGCAUGGGGCUGACGGGCAGUCAUCACCACAACGGUGGUGGUGGCGGCGGCUUGCAGGCACGCCCUUCGCAAGGCGCCCUCCAUUCGCACGGCCUCGGCGGCCCGACCUUUUCAUCUUCCUCGCAGUACGAGGUCGUCAAGGUCGAGGACGACCACUACGUCAAAGCGCCCUCCCCUGCGCUCGCGCUCGCGCCAUCGUUCUCCCCUCUCUCGCUCCUGCUGCUCGCUCGCGGCUCCGGGACCCGCGUCGGCGCCGCGCACGGCUGGGUCGCGCGCGGCCGCCGCCUGCACGCGGGUUCCCCGCUGACGACGCCGGCACAGCCUACUCGUUACGGCUACAGACAGACCCCCCGCGCGGGCUUACAAUUCCUCCUGCUCUUAGAUUCCUCCGCCCGAUCGCACGCGACCCCAAAAAGCUCCCGCAAGCAUCAGCGCCCGCGCGACGACGCGCCGCAGCACGCGCGGGCGCAGGCGGAAGCGCGCAAUCGACUGCUAAUCGACCGCGCUCGGGGCCAAUCUUGCCUCCGGUCGCGGGGGCACAUUCGAGAGAGAUGGGAUGCGGGGAGAUUGGCGCGCGCAACGCGCGCGCGUCCGAUCGGUCGGGCGGGCGGGCGGACUAGGGCGGACUUCGGGCGAGCGGCGGUCGAGUGGCGGUCGAGCGGCUGUCUGUCUGGUGCUCCGGCUGUGGCCGAGGCGGGGCCGGGUCUGGCCGGGUGCCCCUGCGGCGAUGUGGGUUGUGUCAAUGCGGCGAGACGGCCAGGCUGGCUUGUGCAUCUCGGUAGGCCGACCGUCAUCAUCAUAACCACCAUCAGCCAUCACCACCAUCAGCCAUCAACCAUCAUAAUCAUAAUCGUAAUCACCGCCAUCGCCAUCGUCGUCGUCGUCCUCAUCAGCUUCGAAGUUACUGGCGCGUCUGCUCGUGCGUGGCAAGCGCGCCUGCGCGACUCGUGCGGGUCUCGUGCGGUGCUUUUCAUCUCCGGGCGCACGCGGGAACCGCUGCUGGUGACCGCUCCCACACCCUACUCUAAACGCCUGCGCGCGAACGCAGACGCAAACGCAAGCGCAGACGCAAACGCAAACGCAAACGCAAACGCAAACGCAAAUGCAAACGCAAAUGCGAGCACGAGCAGCUGUAGGAACAAGACGAGCAAAUGUGUUGCACGAUGCACGAUGUACGAUGCGCGAUGCGCGAUGCAGAUUCCAAAUGCCUACUGCCCUGCCCUGCUCUGCGUGGCCCGUCCUGACACGCCCUGGCGCUCGCCAUCGCCGUCGCAGCGACUGGCUACUGUACCCACACGGACACCCAGCGCCCCAAAUCGACUCCGCGUCGCACCGCCCACCCACGCGCACGCACGCACGCACGACCGAUCGAGCACCGUAGAUCCUCGCCUUGUCCUACAGUACUCGUAUAUCCCAACCGGCUUACAGGCGCAUCCCCGCUCCUUCCUUCCUUCCUUCCUUCCUUCCUUCCUGCCGCAGGGUCGAAAGCUACAUGCGCGCGACGACCCAAACCCAAACCCAAACCCAAACCCAAACUCAAACCCAAACGCAGUCCCCUGCCCACCCGCCCGCUCGCUCGAUCCGUCCCUCGCCCCCGCGCGUUCCGUCGGCCCUCCGCGCACCCGCGCACUGACUCGUCGAUUGGGGACUUCCACCGGGCUUCCUCCGAUCGCGAUCGCAUACUCGUUCCCCGCGCGCGAACCCCGCCGUCCAAACGCGACCCGUCGAGUCGCCGAACUGAAUAGCGCGGGGCCACGAAGGUGCGCCGUCGAAGCGCGAGGCCCUGCAGGAGACGAGACGAGAAGAGAAGAGCGGAGAAGAGAAGCAAAGCAAAGCGCAGUAGAGGACGGCAGGGCGCCUCUUGCAGUUCGCGCGGGGGGGCUUCUCAUUCAGGGGAGGAGAGGGGCGAGUGGGUGGCGAACGAGCAGGGUCAUCCCUGCCCCCUUCCCCCUGCCUCCUGCCCCCUCCCCCUUCCGUCCGUCUGUUCGUCCGUCCGCGCUUCGCACUCCCGGAUUUCGCGCUCCUGCUCGGAGGGUUACGCUGCGCGCCGCGCGCGUGCCGUCUCCGCUCGCAGAUGAACCCCCCACCCCGGCUGACCGAGCGGGGAGUCUCGAGCGCAGAGACGCGCACAUCGCCCCUUCCGUCCGUCCGUCCGUGCUGGGCAUUCCGCGUCGAGCCGUCGGGACACCGGGCUCGCAGGGCCGACCGGUGCGCGCGCGCGGUAGACCGUGGGUAUCGCCGCUAUGGCGCCCCCGCGCGCGAGGUCCGACGGGGCCUUGUUUCGUCGUGCUCCAGUGGAAAACAGGCAGCGAUCCACUGGGGCGUGCGAAGGCCAGCGAGGCGCUCGGGGGGCGCUCUGGUCCGCGCGAGGACGGUCGGAUCAGAACAGAAGAGAAGGGGGCAGGAGACGGACUGGGGGUGGGGAUAUCGCCACGCACGGAGGUGGCGAGGGGCGGCAACUCAUUGUGUUUGACCGGCGACGCGUUGAGCCGGUGCUGCGAACGGGCAGACGAGUGUCCCGAUCGGUUGCUGAGGCAAGACCGCUGUGCGUAUGUGGGUCCCGCGAGCGCAGGGAUGGCACCUGACGUGCUGUCGCCGCGUCGCGCUGGUCACGGCGUCGGUCACUCUGUCGCGAGGUCAGGCGACGCGGCGCGGACAAAGACAAAGGAGAAGGCCAGGCCAGAUUUAGAUCCGCCAUCCAUAGAACGUCUAACCCAAAUCCAAACGCGUCCAUUUCCGGGCGCGGCGUGCCCGACGGCGCCUCCUGCCUCUCGCGGGCCAGGCUGGCGGCGCGCAACUCUGCGCGCUGCUGGUGGGGCGCACACACCUGCGGGUCCGCGUCUGACGCGUGCUGCACUGAGCUGCCAGGCUGCGAGUCAUGAUUGGCGUGCUCGUCAUCGGCCUCUUGCAUGCUGCGAGAAGAACCGCCAUGACGCUCGUCAGGGGACGGUCGCAGACGGGCAGGCAAAGAAGGCCCACAAGGAGACGGAGAAGCAGGCGCGGCCAGUCUUCCGCUCGCACGCGUCCUCACAUCUAGACGACGCAGGAAGGCACGCUGCCCCGAAUCGAAUCUGUCAACACUGCGUCGAUGCGUUGGGGUCGAGCCCCGUCGAGCCACGCGCCGAACACGAGCACAGCGCCUCCGUGUCCUCGUUCGACACUUGUUUGUUUCCAGCGAAAUCCCCCGUCCACGUCCACGUCCACACCCGUUUCCACUUCCGCAAGUCUUCCGCACCCGCACCCGCGUCACCUCGCCCACGCACCGUCCGCACAUCCGCACAUCCCGCAUACCCGCAUACCCGCACACCCAGAAUCCACGCUCCGCAUCCGUCCGCGUCGCCGCCGUCGCGUGUUGUGCGGGCACCCAGCCAGGGUCCCCGUCGCACGGCUGCCUCGCGGCCGCCUAGCAGCGAGCUUCACACGCACAAAAGAAUAGAACAGAACCCGCACCGCCGUCGCGGUGCCCACGGCCCACAGCGCGGCGCGCCGGGCCCAGGGAGUACCGGGAGGGAAAAGAUAAGAGAGCGGAGACGGAGCGCGGCUUGUUGGACACAAGAGGCCGAUGAUGGGGCGGAGUUAUCCCAGGCUUCGACGAGCGAGCGUGUCAUGGCGUCAAUGGUCGAAGAAACGUCGGAAGCCGGGCGGGUUCGCACGAUGGAGAUCGCAGAUGCCUCCGGUGGGCACGAAAUUGAGUGCGGCUUGGCGACAAGUCCGGCUCUUCCUGCGUUGAGGCACGUGACUUUCGACGACUUGCCCUUUGGAUUAUACUGUCGAGAGCGGUUUGCCUCCGGUGCUUGCCCGACGUCGCAGGACUCGAAGAAAGGCGCGACAGCGGAAGGAGCGGAAGGACGUGGCCCAAAUCGCAACUCGGCGGGAUCUGCACCAUACGAGACGAUGCCCGUCAAUGAUUGCGUGCUGAACUUGCUUCAUGGCCGUGCUUUGUUCGUCGAGUGGCGUGGCUUGUGGUCGGGCCAUCGCGUGCGCGCGCCACCGCAUGCCACUGGCGGUGGACAAGCGAACAAAAGAACAAAGGGGCCAUCUGGGGCCACCCGCCGCAAACAAGCAACGACGCGCACCGCCGCACGCUUAAAACCCUGUUCGCGACGCGUCUUGACCACUCACAACGUUGACCUCUCCCCACCACCACCUCCAUCGACCAAGCCCGCCGACCGCGUUACCCAAGUCUCCAUGCAUCACCCUACCCCGCGCAGAACCUCAGUGCCGACGUUCCUCUUCCCUACUUCCCCGGCGAGCGCGUCUCGCGCGGUGUCCGAGCGCCCAGCCACGCCCCGCGGCGGGCCCAGGCGGCCUAACAGCAGCCGCGCGCGCGUCAGUCUCCCGACCAAGACGCCCCCGCCGAACUCGCGCAUCGCGGCGAAGUUGGCGCCGCUCGCCCUUCCACCCGGCACGUUCGUGAAGAUCGAGGUGGACGAGCCCAGCGUGCCGGAUGCCACAGGCGUGCCAUCCGCCUCGACCGUGAUCGCGGCGCACGCGCAGCCGCCCUAUCCCGGCCGCCCUGUGCUCUUCAAGGCCCUAAAAAAGCUCGGCAUCAACAAGGUCGCGGCCUCGCUGGAGUGGGAUAUGCUUGUGGAUCCAGAGUUGGGCUUCGAUGCCACUGCCGCUGCGACGAGCUACCUUGCCUCGCAUCUCGGGCAGGACGCAGACCUGUACUACUUCCUGUGGGUGGCGGCGAAGAAAGUCAUGUCUGAAUGCACCCAGAGGCACGCGCCGUGCACGAGCAAUUUGGCUGCGUUCUGGAAAGAGGUCGCUGACCCGUGUCUCCACCAGCUCGCGGAACUGGGGAACGGGCUGAUGGACCUUGUAAAGGGGCCCCACAUCACGUAUAUCGACGUGCGCCAGCACACAAGUGCGGAGAGCAUCCAACGGUAUGCGAAAAGCCUUGUCGCGCGGUUCGAGAAACUAGGCAGGGACCGCAGCACGUUCCUAGUCAGCAUCCCGGCCAUCCCAAAGGGUAUCGAAGCGACUCGGCUGCUAAAAGAGCAAGACGGAAUUAAUGUCAACCUCACGUACGUGGCCGGCGUCAGGCGUCUCUCUGCUUGCGCAGCAGCUGGGGCCACUGCAGUCACGGUCCCCAUCCGCUUGAUGUCAAGGUGGUAUGAACUGAAGGUUGACGCCGUAGCGCCAUCGGAACACGAAGACCCAGUGAUAAGCCACGUCCAGUCGAUGCGCGCGUUUCUUGAUAUAAAGAAGCUUCCAACGGCACUCAUCGGCGGGAUCAUGCCUAGCGCCAGCAGAGCGAGGCGCUGGAAUGCCUACCCCAAGAUGACAUUCAAAAUACCAGAACAGCCGAUCGAAGUAGCCAAACGCGUGAGACACCCAACGAGGAUCUCGAACAAGCCCCUGCCACAGAACGAUGUGACCGAGAUACUCCUCCCCAUUGGCAUCGAAAAAACGACCAAGGAGAUUGAAAUUAUCAACGGCUUGAUCAGGAAGGAGAUUGCCUGGCUGUUCAGCGUCAGAGAGGGGGGGAAGGUCCCCAAACCCGUCAUCAGAUCCCAUGCCGACACGAAAAAGCGGAAGCGUGAGAGCACCGAAGUAGUGUUGACUGUAGCUCCCAUCACUGCGGGAGUUUCUGCAGUCACGAAUCCAGACGGAAGUGGCAGCUUGUCUCCCUUCCUGGGAACCACUGGUGGUGAAGGGAAGCACGAGGCGGGUGAACCACCUGCAAAAAGGGCCAGAACAGAUGGAGUUCAAUUGGAGCAGGCACUCAACUAUCUCCGACAAGUUCUGGGGCCAACAGUCGGGACACUUUGA
Molecule: messenger RNA, 6305 nt
Organism: Heterobasidion irregulare TC 32-1
Lineage: Eukaryota; Fungi; Basidiomycota; Agaricomycetes; Russulales; Bondarzewiaceae
Exons: 31
Coding region: 183-6305 (2040 amino acids)
Biological process (GO): carbohydrate metabolic process
Source: RefSeq, a predicted model, not a curated record